CCUUUGCCCCACUAGGCUCCAGUCAGCAGACCUACUCCUCCACUCCUCCGUGUUCACCGGGUCAUACCGGACGACCUCCUGCCACAAACAUGUCUCGGGCUGCGGACAGACUCCGACUGCUGAUCAAUCACCUCGAUCGAUCACCGGCUACGAUCACAGCUGAACCCACGUCCACUCAAACCUUCACCUACAGUCAUCCACAGAGACUGAGAUACUCUUUUGAUACUGACCUGCUGACCCCAGAAGAUCGACUCUUCUAUGAGGAAAAUGGAUUCCUUCUUGUCAAGAAUCUGGUGUCUGAGGAGGACAUUGACAGGUUCAGGAUGCCUGGGCCGUCCGAGGUCGCCUGGUGCAGGGAGAGAGAGUUUCAAUGUGAGGACGCUGUGGAUGAACCUUGA
Messenger RNA from Stegastes partitus (bicolor damselfish), 398 nucleotides. Its product is annotated as phytanoyl-CoA dioxygenase, peroxisomal-like. The record is from RefSeq and is a predicted model, not a curated record. NCBI's taxonomy places the organism in Eukaryota, Metazoa, Chordata, Actinopteri, Pomacentridae. The coding region runs from base 90 to 398 and encodes 102 amino acids. The transcript has 4 exons.